CGUUAUAUCAUGGGUGUGGCUAUAAUUGAUGUCACGCUUUUACCUGUGUAACUGGUCUCUUUUUGAGGAUAAGCAGUCAAUUAUGUUCCUAAAAACUCUUUUCGUUUAUGGUAGUAAUUAGUGCAACAGAAAGACAGUAAACACGGAGUUUAAGCUUCGAAAUUCAAGGUGUCAUGGGAUCUUGGAUGCUGUUUUGGAUUCUGUGUUCCACCACAAUCAUUCUGAUGCCUGUGUGUCUUCAUGGAGAAAUAUCAGUACACUUUAAGACUGGACGACCUCUGUAUGUUGCACUUGGACAAACUCUCGUUCUGGAAGCCGCAUUUGAGAAAAAUCCAGGAGAUGUGAUAGACAUGGUGACAUGGGACCGAGAGAGAGGGAAGGAGAAUAUCAGACUAUCAGGUGCUGCUGGAAGCAGAAUAUCUUUUGAGAAAGGAGAUGCACUUCUGCGGAUCACUGAUGUUGCAGAAGGAGACUUUGGGAUCUACAAGGUCACCGUUACAGACAGUAAUGGAUAUCAGCGGCAUGACACUGUGGAAGUGCGAAAGAUUGAGGAACCUCCAAAGGCGGUGAUUGUACGUGUGCUGGAGUGUGUGCUGGAGAAGCAUGACAUGGCGCAGUGGGAUAGCCCUCAGUUCUCAUGGCUGGUUGAUGGAGUGGCAGUAACCAAUCAAACGGCACUGUUAGCAGGUGGCAGUAGACUCGACAUCUCUCAGGUUAAGGGAGUUAACUACACCUGCAUCAUCAAGAGCAGCCUGGGGACACGGGUCACAACACAUUAUGAAGAACAACCAAAAGAAUCUUGGAAUCCCUGUUCAGGAAGAAUUGCAGUUAUAGUUACAGUUACAGUAGCGCUGUGUGUGGCCGGGUUUUUUAUUUUCCUGAAGAGAUGCAAAAAAACCUGAUGUCAUCUAGCCAAAGGAGUUGGUCAUGACUGACUGAAUCCACAUACAACAUUUUAUUUAUUUAUUUAUUUACAUGUCAGCAUACUUAUAAACAUUUUAUUUUGAUAAUUUUGUGGUUAUUUACUUUACUUGCACUACAUCAUUGGGAUCAUAUCAUCUGUUUUGUUUCUUUUAUUAACUUACUGUUACUGUGCUUGAAAAAUUGUGAAUUUAUGUUGUGACUUUCUUAAAAUAAGUUCUUAAAAAUAUUCUCAGGGAAAAAAAAGUUUACUCGUUCUGGUAAAAAUAUUUACUUUUUCUUCUACAGUUGUGUUGUUCAGUCAUAAACUGAAGAUUUGAUUCAUUUGAACAGAAGAAUGCUUGUGUUCAUUGUACAGAAAGACUCGUACUUUAAAUCUUUAAGAAGUUAAACAUACAGUUGUUUUGUAUGGAUCUAUGCUUCGAGAUCGCAGAAGUUGUUUUGUUUACAGAAUGAAUAUCAGUACUGUUCAUUUGCUGAAGUCUACCUCACUUGUUCUUAUUAUUCUGCUGUUGAAGCAUUUGCAAAUACUGAUAUUUGAGUUAGUAAUGUAAAGUAAUGUAAAGAGUUAGUAAUGUAAAGUAAUGUAAAGAGUUAAUGUACAGUCUUAAAAAUGUAUUUGCAUUAGAUAACGGAAAUAAAAUCAAUGCAAGUGUUA
This is a messenger RNA of Megalobrama amblycephala (Wuchang bream), 1579 nucleotides long. RefSeq lists its product as uncharacterized. The transcript has 6 exons. Bases 174 to 902 code for a protein of 242 amino acids. NCBI's taxonomy places the organism in Eukaryota, Metazoa, Chordata, Actinopteri, Cypriniformes, Xenocyprididae. The record is from RefSeq and is a predicted model, not a curated record.